Messenger RNA from Camellia sinensis, 2195 nucleotides. RefSeq lists its product as uncharacterized. Gene Ontology annotation, molecular function: DNA binding; DNA-binding transcription factor activity. The record is from RefSeq and is a predicted model, not a curated record. Lineage: Eukaryota; Viridiplantae; Streptophyta; Magnoliopsida; Ericales; Theaceae. Gene Ontology annotation, biological process: regulation of DNA-templated transcription.
AAAAUAAAGUGGAAGAAGACUCAAGAGAGAGAUGAAGUGGAAUGAGAGAGAAAAAGAUUGACACAGAAGAGAGAGAGUAGAGAGAGAAGUUGAGGUUUUGAGGUCUCUGACACAGCCACCAUCCAUUUGCCGACCGCCACGCCACGCUCUCUGCCGCCGCCUCCGCCACCAAAACCGAUUUUGUGGUCCAACCCACCACCGCCACCACCACCACCUUGGUUCCUACUAGAGCUCUCACUUUCUCUCUCUUUCCUCAAUUCUCUCUCUCCAAAAAUCUUUUCCUUUCUCUCUUGUCUCCUCUCUCUUUUUUGGUGUGGAAAAAUCUCCAUAAUCUGACCUGAACCUUAGCCUUAAUCCAUGUCUUGCAAUUUUCACGUAUAGGUUCUCUGAUCGAAGUUGUUACAAAACUGAAAAACACCUUUUUCAGUUCUUUAUUGAGAUGGGAUUGAACCUAAACAAACCCAUUUCUCUAUGAUCACAGUACUUUCCACUCGACUCAUUAACUCCCUCUCAAUCUCUCUCUCAUCAUCCACUUUCUCUCUCUACAUAUUUCUCAUUAGGUUGUGAAAAUCCAAGGAGAUUUCAUUUGGUCAGACAGAGAUUUAUUAGUUUUUGGGAUUUCCAUUUCCUAAUCUUGUAUUAAUGAACCCAUGGUUUUUUAGGUGAGAGAAAAUCUUCAUGCAAUGAGAAAACAAUUGCUGUUGCUGCUUAUUUUCCCACCCAUCAGAUUCUCAGCAUCCAAACAGACACGUUGAGUUCAUACAUAUCUCUAGAGCGAGCCUAGAGAUUGAAAAUUUAAGUUUCAUGCACCUAAGCCCUAUCCACACCCAUAUCUCAUAUUUAAGAUCACUAAGCAAAGAAGAUCAAUAUAUCAAAUACACACCUAUAUAUAGAGAGAUAUAGAGAGGUGUGAAAAAUGGAGCAAGAAGAGGGUAUGAAGCAACAGCAGCAAGAUCAUCACCACCACCACCACCGGCGGCUGAAGCCACCGCAGACGGCGGUGCAAUCGGACCAACAGACACCGCAGCCGCAGCAGCAGCCGCAGAAGUGUCCUCGGUGUGACUCGCUCAACACCAAGUUCUGCUACUACAACAAUUACAGUUUAUCGCAGCCGCGGUACUUUUGCAAGACUUGCCGGAGGUACUGGACUCAGGGCGGAACCCUAAGGAACGUCCCAGUUGGAGGCGGUUGUCGGAAGGGGAAGCGGUCCAAGGCCGCCGCCUCGUCUUCUGGCGGUGAGAAUUCGAGAUCUUCGCAACCAUCGCCGACACCACAAACACAGCCACAACUACCACAACCACCACCGUCACAUGAGCUCCAAUUGCCUCAGAAUUUAGCGGCCCCCGACAAUCAUUCGCCAAUGAGUUCUUACUAUUCCGGUAGUGGGUUUUUAUCGUCUCUGGCGGCGAUGCAAUCUAUGAGCCACCACCACCAUCACCAGCUUCCACCACCACCAGCAGCCUUCAAUCAAAACCAAUCACUCCAUGUUGGUGGCCAAUUUGGUGGCUCUUCUUCUAACAUGGCUCUUUUACAGGGUUUCAAUGUGCCAUCUUUUAGUUCACAACAACAGCAGGCUCAAAAUCAGCAGAUUCAACACCAAAAUGAGUAUUACCAAAUGGGUAAUAGAGAUAAGAACUUAGAGUCCUUAUACCCAUCUGAUCAGAGUUUGAUUCACCCAAACAGGCCUGCUGCUUCUUGGAAUCAAACCCUCACUGCUAACCCUGGCUCUUCCUCUAAUCCCAGUUUCUGGAACCCCACCACCACCAACAACAGCAACACUACUGGGACUUCUUCUCUGAACCCAAAUCAAUGGUCUGAUCUACAAGGUUAUGGCCAUCCUCCAUGAUCUUCAUCAAUACCCAUUUCUUGAUAACCCUUGCAAGCUAUAUAUCUAGCCACCAAAAGCAUAAGUUUUCAAUCUUUCCUUUCACUUUUUGUGCUUGAUCGGGUUAAAAAGAACAUGGUGUGAAGUGGGUAUUCAUGUAAAUGAAGGAUACACAACAAGAGAUAGGCAUUUUGUUUGUUCUUAUUAUCUUCUUUCUUAUAGGGAAUUUUUCUGGGUUGGAUUGUGUUUUGUAACUUUUGAUUAAAGCUAAUGAAUUUGUUUUGUUUGGUUGCUUUUAAUUCAGCUUUUAUGUAGAGUUACCAGUUUAUUUAAAAGAAAAGUGAGUUGCUUUAUUAUUUACUUUGGAGUU